This is a messenger RNA of Sphaeroforma arctica JP610, 1064 nucleotides long. RefSeq lists its product as hypothetical. NCBI's taxonomy places the organism in Eukaryota, Ichthyosporea, Ichthyophonida. The transcript is spliced from 8 exons. The record is from RefSeq and is a predicted model, not a curated record. Gene Ontology annotation, cellular component: Cdc73/Paf1 complex. Gene Ontology annotation, molecular function: protein binding. The coding region runs from base 1 to 915 and encodes 304 amino acids.
AUGUACACGGCAGGCGACGCGGUAGAGAAGGCUCACGACGACGGUAUUUGGAGUGUCUCAUGGAGCGGAGGUCGAGCUAAUCGGAUCGUUACGGGUGGCAUUGAUCAGUUUGUGCGAGUCUGGAAUGGUGAUACGUUGGAGCGUGUACUGGAGAUAGAAGGUCAUGAACUAGGCAUCAACUGCGUAUCUGUUAACGAGGACGCGACUGUGGCCGUCUCCACAUCGCUUGACAGCACAGUCAAUGUGUGGAAUCUCGAGAGUGGCGUUCUCCUGCGAUCCAUCAAGUGCGGGCCUGAGCAUCGAGCAUGGUCCGCUGCAAUAUGUCCCAAACCAACCGACGGAAUUAACACAGUGGCCGUCAGUACACACUCGGGGGCCGUGCUGUUCUAUAAUAUCGACACUGGCGAACGCGUGUCUGAGCUGACCACCAGGGGCAAGUUCAACCAGUCAAUUGCGUUCAGUCCCAACGCAAAGUACUUUGCCGCAGGAGCUAUAGAUGGCACACUCCACAUUUUCAGUCUGGGGGAAGAUAAAAAGACAUAUAGUAUCCUGCACAAGAUAGAGGCUCAUGCAAUGCCCGUCAGAGGCCUGGAAUUCUCUCCCGACUCGGAAUUGAUACUGACCGGGAGUGAUGAUUCUAUCAUGAAUAUGUACGACGUUGCCCAAGGUAAUAUGAUUCAGAGCUUCUCGGGUCACCUGUCCUGGGUGACGAGUUUGGCGUUCAAUCCGAAGAACUCGCAAUUUGCUUCGGGGGUGAUUGAACAAUGGGAAUCUACCUUCGCUUUCUCAUGUGGUAUCUUCUAUGUUCAGACCUGCUACUUUGGGAAUGGUGGUAUACGGGACAGGCACACCCACACCCACACCCACUUACACGGCUGUACCAACAUAUUGCAAUGGCUACUAUCAGUCUUUUGACUGACUACUGUUAGCGCCCACAACCUCCAGCUCCAUCCGGACACCUUGUUUCAUGUUUCGCUAUGCCACGAUGGGUCACGAAACCGUUGUGGAGUAUCGUUGUACACCAUAGAGUUCAGACUGAGUAGAGCGGUGGUUGUAGCGCACCC